AAGCGAUCCAUUCUUUCAUUUUCCCGCACGCCUCUCGGCGAUGCGUGUGUAGUGAACUGUGAUGGCACUUUUUAUCACUUUUGUAAAUUUAACAUUUUUAUGAUAUUUAUCUGCUUAGUUUCCCUUGGUAGUGUAAUUUAAUUUAUUAUAUGCGUUUAUAUAAAAUGGCGACCCAAACCCAGAAGGUCGUUUACAGGCUGGUCCUCACGGGAGGGCCUUGCGGCGGCAAAACCACUGGACAGUCCCGGCUGAGCACAUUCUUCGAGAACUUAGGAUGGAAGGUGUUCCGGGUGCCGGAAACGGCUACCGUCCUCCUCAGUGGUGGUGUCAAGUUUGCAGAUCUCACCCCGGAUGAAGCGGCGACAUUCCAGGAGAACCUCCUGAAGACGAUGAUUCAGAUCGAGAACACGUUCUUCGAGCUUGGCCAGUCUUGCCAGAGGAACUGCCUCAUCAUCUGCGACAGAGGAGCCAUGGACGCUAGUGCAUUUAUACCUAAAGAGCAGUGGGAGGCGAUAAUGUCUUCAAACAACUGGAACAACGUGGAGCUCAGAGACAACAGAUACAACCAGAUCGUGCACAUGGUCUCAGCCGCCAACGGCGCCGAGGACUUCUACUCCAUCGAGGAACAUGUCUGCCGAUCAGAGGGCAUGGAGCUGGCUCGCGAGCUGGACUACAAAGCGGCGUCCGCGUGGAUCGGGCACCCGUACUUCGACGUGAUCGACAACUCCACCGACUUCGACAAGAAGAUGAACCGGCUGAUAGCGUGCGUCUGCCAGAGGAUCGGCAUUGAGACCGGCGACCGGCUUAACCUCAACUCGAAGAAGAGGAAGUUCCUGGUCAAAACUCCCCUCGCGCCCGACACGGAGUUCCCCCCGUUCCAGGACUUCGACGUCGUUCACAACUACUUGCACAGCGAUGUGCGUAAGGCGCAAGUCAGGCUGCGUAAGCGCGGUCAGAAGGGCCACUGGUCGUACAUCCACACGCUGCGCAAGUUCCACCCCACCGGUCAGUCGGUGGAGGUGCGCACGCAGCUGACGCACCGCGACUACCUCAACCUGCUCCCCCAGCGCGACGACGCUCACUUCACCAUCUUCAAGAAACGCCGCUGCUUCAUCUACAACAAUCAGUAUUACCAGCUGGAUAUAUACAGGCAGCCCACGCAUCCAAGGUGCCGGGGAUUGGUACUGUUAGAAACGUAUAGCGCGGCGUAUGACCAGGACGCGCUGCUAGCGACGUUGCCAAAGUUCCUCACGAUCGUGAAGGAGGUGACCGGCGACCCUGCCUACUCCAUGUUCAACCUCUCCUUGAAGGAAGACUGGAAGACCUCGAAAAAGUAUUACUCUGGCAAUGAAAGCCAUGGGAAAACUAAGUUGGCGAUGAACGGUCGUGACAGUGACAAAGUCAAUGGUUCUGGUACCAAUGUCCUGAGCGACAAUAAUAAAAAAGUGAACGGCCACGAUGGGGCGAACACGAAUGGGUUCGCUGGGAAACUGAACGGGCACGAUGGCGCGCCAGUGAACGGGCACGCGGCCGCCGCCGCGCCGCUGCCCACUGCCUUCACCAACGGACACGGAGUCGAUCUCCAAACACCAAAGAUUCCCAAGAAGGUCGCUCUUAAGAUAUAAACUUAUUUAUACGCUUAGACUUACGAUUUUAUAAAAUUCCACUUUAUAAUGUUUCAAUAUACACGAAAUUAUUUGUAAACUACCUAUUAUACUUGUAAUAUUGAUAAGAUGUACUUAUAUAUUUGAAAAGCUGGACCCAUACUUUACAAAUUACACAUCAAAUGUUACGCUGACAAACCUACACUAAAGGAAGCCAAACGCUGUAUGUAAUAUAUUGUAUCUAUUCAUAUUUUAAUGUGUAAAUUGCUAAAUGAAAUCUAUUUUUAUAUAUUCUUUUAGUACAACAAACCUAUAUUUUACAUAACUAUUGCAUCAAUGUAUAAAAACAAAUGAAUUAUAUAGAAAUUGUUUGAUUAUUGUUUGUGCCUUCCAGAAUAUAUUUGAAUACAUUAAAUGUGUAACAUGUAUAUCGAUCCUUGUGUCUGUCACAGUACUUAAGAAGUUGCAAUAAGCAGUGAGUAUUGUUAUUGUAUGUUUAGAUAUAUCUAGGACCUUAGGUUUAUUAUUUCUCAAUAGCAUUUUCUUAUAGACUUGAUUUGUGUUAUGCAGGAGGCAAAUAUAUUUAUUAUUGAAAGGAACUCGAAUAAACGUCAAAAAGUAAAUUGAAAUUGGAAUCAUUGUUUUGUAGAUGAAGUUAAAGAUUUUAAUGUCUCGAUGUUGUAUUGUCGAAGUAGAAAAAGUUAACUUUUUGUUGGGGAUCUAUGAAUUUGAUAUACUGUUAAUUCGCGUUAUGUGAUGUAGGCAGCGAUCCCCACAUUUUAUUUUAUAGCGGCCUUUUAGAUGGGAAAUCUUAUUAGAUAAUUAUUAUUGUUUGAAAUAGUUUAAAUUUUAACGUAGAAGUGAAUGUCGUCGCUAAUUCGUCGCAUAUUUACGUUAUAAAAGGGAACUAGUACUUACGAGAUAAAUGUCCUUUAAAUGUAUUUUACAAAAGUAUUUAAGACAACAUCGCUAGUAUAAUGACACUAAAAAAGCUACAUCUACGGAGGUAUAGUAAAGCUAUUCGCUUUGGCAUUAGUCCAUUGUAGCAUUGAUGGCUGUGCUAUGUUAUUGAACAUUUGCCUCGGGACGCGUUCACACUUGCAACUAAUCCGUACUAAAUCGUAUUUUUAUGUAUUUCUCACUAAGUAAAAGGAAUUGUAUAUUUUGUUGAACCUGUGGGAAGUGCGUUUUGGUAUCUCGAUCAGCAAGCUUUGAGAACAGUACACACAAAGCUACAUUAGCAGUGCAACUUAAGUGAACGCGGCCUGGGCCUACAAGUUGGCAGUACUUUGCCACAUAUCUGGUGCACCAGCUAGAUGACGCAACAUGAAUGUUAAUACAUUAAAUGUGUAAUUAUAGAAAAUGCUUUGAUUGUAACAAUUGACAAGGAAAAUUCACUACUGCUGCCAAAUUGAUACGUUCAGGGGCAGAUGUUUAUAUAUUAUGAAAGAUUAUGCAAUUUAUGCAUGCCAGACGAUAAUGGGAAAAGUUGGAAUCAUUGUCUGUAAUAUUUGCAUUGGUUCUUAAUAUAGAAAGAUGCAUCUGCUAAAA
Messenger RNA from Pectinophora gossypiella (pink bollworm), 3155 nucleotides. It is a transcript of the gene Ttd14, whose product is annotated as TRPL translocation defect protein 14. NCBI's taxonomy places the organism in Eukaryota, Metazoa, Arthropoda, Insecta, Lepidoptera, Gelechiidae. The record is from RefSeq and is a predicted model, not a curated record. Gene Ontology annotation, molecular function: phosphatidic acid binding; phosphatidylinositol binding; GTP binding. The transcript is spliced from 9 exons. Gene Ontology annotation, biological process: photoreceptor cell maintenance. The coding region runs from base 150 to 1625 and encodes 491 amino acids.